UGCACAUGUUCUGAGACUCUGUAACAGAUGUAGCACGUGUACCAACACCUGACUAAUCCAGAUGUCUUCCGCAGUGCCACCAUUUCUUACCCCCUCCUUGCCCUAACUUAUGAAACUGCCUAUUUAUCAGGAGCCAUUUUGGCUCAAAAUCUCAUUACCGUAUGGACAUUCAGUGCCAGAGGAGCCAGUAUGGGCUUCUCGUGUCCUUAAAGCCAUCCAUCUUUCACAUCUCUGCAGUGUAAGUCGCCCUGGCAACCUCAUCACUCAGUUUCUAUUGGCCAUCUCAUCAGCCAAUAGAAAGACUUUCUGAUUAUGUCAUAUAAAAACAACGUCGUAGUGGCGCCUCUCAGUGUUUUGACAGUGUCUGGUGACAGUGCCACUGUCAUAAUCGUAGUCAGUCCUGUCAGAAAUCGAUAUUUCUGAGGAUUUAGUUAUAUGUCAAUUAUUAUUUGCGUGUUUAGGAGAUUCAAACUAUAUUGGUUUGUCAGAAUUGAAAAACAAACACGCAGUGACGUCUGGAAGAAAGUUUCUCAAGUUCAACUGAAGGCGCUAUAACAGCCGUACCUUAUUCAAAAUGUGCUCUAUCAAAAACUGUUUUAUAAAAUCUGGUUUACCCUGAAUGAACUCAACGACUCUGCGGCAGAUCAGAAGGGUGAGAAGGAGUGAAGUUGGUUUUACCGCUGCGUCGGUCAUUUGAAGUCUUUCAUUCUGCAGCUGCCGCGCGCGCGCCUUUCCGCCGCUCCGCCGAUUUCUGUUUGCGCAGAGCUAUGUAAAUGAAACGACAGUGGGACAACAUGACUAUCCCGAAAGACAUCCCAGAGAAGUGGUUUCCAGUCAUUCUCCCUCUGAAAAGGAAGAAAGAGGGAUUAACCAGCUCGACAAAAAUAAGAAAAGGAGCAGAGGAGGAAAGGAGAGUCCGAGCCAAUGAUAGAGAGUACAAUGAAAAAUUCCAGUACGCUAGCAACUGCAUCAUGACCUCAAAGUACAACAUUAUUACCUUCUUACCAGUCAACCUGUUUGAGCAGUUCCAAGAAGUUGCCAAUACCUACUUCCUGUUUCUCCUCAUACUGCAGUUGAUUCCACAGAUUUCCUCAUUGUCCUGGUUCACCACCAUUGUGCCUUUAGUGCUGGUGCUGAGCAUCACUGCAGUUAAAGAUGCCACCGAUGACUAUUUUCGUCACAAGAGUGACAACCAGGUGAAUAACCGUCAAUCUCAGGUCCUCAUCGGUGGCAUUCUUCAGAAGGAGAAAUGGAUGAAUGUCAGAGUGGGUGACAUCAUCAAACUGGAGAACAAUCAGUUUGUUGCAGCUGACCUGCUCCUGUUGUCCAGCAGUGAACCUCAUGGCCUCUGUUACAUUGAAACUGCAGAGCUGGAUGGAGAGACGAACAUGAAGGUGCGUCAGUCUCUGUCUGUUACCUCAGAGCUGGGAGAUCCCAAUAAUCUGGCCCAGUUUGAUGGAGAAGUGGUGUGUGAGCCUCCCAACAACAAGCUGGACCGUUUCUGCGGGACGCUGUACUGGAGAGAGUGUAAAUACCCGCUCAGUAACCAGAACAUGCUGCUCCGUGGCUGUGUGCUGCGCAACACUGAGAGCUGCUACGGCCUUGUCAUAUUCGCUGGUCCUGACACCAAACUAAUGCAAAACAGCGGACGGACAAAGUUCAAGCGAACAAGUAUAGACAGACUGAUGAAUACACUGGUGUUGUGGAUUUUUGGGUUCCUGGUUUGUAUGGGAGUGAUCUUGGCCAUAGGAAAUGCAGUUUGGGAGAAGGAAGUUGGUGCUUUGUUCCAAAGUUUUUUACCCUGGGAUCCUCCAGUGGACAACUUCCUGUUCUCCGCAUUCCUGUCUUUCUGGUCCUACGUCAUCAUCCUCAACACAGUGGUGCCAAUUUCGCUCUAUGUCAGUGUGGAGGUGAUUCGUCUGGGUCACAGUUACUUCAUUAAUUGGGACCGGCGGAUGUUCUGCAGUCGCAGUAACACGGCAGCAGAGGCCCGGACCACCACACUGAAUGAAGAGCUGGGACAGGUGGAGUACAUCUUCAGUGACAAGACAGGAACACUCACCCAAAACAUCAUGACCUUCAACAAGUGCUCCAUCAACGGCCACGCAUACGGUAAGAAACACAACGUACAAGCAGUUAUACUUUGUUCAGAUGGUCAUUAUCACAAAAUCACUAGGCUUGUGUCUUUUUGAAAGUGUUUGCUUAGUGAACGACAUCCGACAUUUGCAUCCUGGAUAAAAAAAAUUAAAUAAAAAAAAACUUUUUUCCCCUUUUUUCUAUUUGAUUUGUAAAAAGCUGAAU
This is a messenger RNA of Danio rerio (zebrafish), 2301 nucleotides long. The record is from RefSeq and is a predicted model, not a curated record. NCBI's taxonomy places the organism in Eukaryota, Metazoa, Chordata, Actinopteri, Cypriniformes, Danionidae.